CAGGCAGCCCCGGGACCCUGUGGGUCGGUGUAGGGGUGAAUUGAGGGCGGGGGGCGCUGGUAGCUCCCGCUGGGUGCCUGCAGGGCACUACCCUACUGCCCCCCGCCCAGAGAAAGGGUGUUUUUAAAAGGGUUCGCUUGAGGCGGGCUUUUCUUUUCUUUUCUUUACUGUAUUUUUAAAGCGCAGUAUCCCCACUGAGCUCCGGGCAUCUCGUGUACGCCAGCGUGCACUUCUGUAAAGUCAAGGCAGUGUGUGCCCCGAAAGCUGUUUCCCACCCCACCCCACCCCGCACUGCAGGAUCCACAGUGCGGUUCACUAUGGUUGCGACGAGCAGUUUAAGCAGUAAAAAUUCGGCCAGCAUUUCAGAGUUAAUAGACUGUGGCUUUCCGCCUGGAAGUCUAAGCGACUUUGAUUACUGGGAUUAUGUUGUACCAGAACCCAACCUCAAUGAGGCAGUAUUCGAAGAGACAACUUGCCAGAGCCUGGCUAAAAUGCUGGAGAAUUGCCUGGCCAAAUCCAAGCAGACCAAACUUGGCUGCUCCAAGGUUCUCGUCCCUGAGAAACUGACCAAGAGAAUAGCUGAAGAUGUAUUGCGCCUGUCUUCCCCUGAGCCCUGCGGUCUUCGAGGUUGCAUUAUCCAUGUAAACUUGGAAAUUGAAAAUGUAUGUAAGAAGCUGGAUAAGAUUGUGUGUGACGCUAGUGUGGUGCCCACCUUUGAGCUUACACUGGUGUUUAAGCAGGAGAACUGUGCAUGGUCUAGUUUCAGGGACUUUUUCUUCAGUAAAGCUCGUUUCACAUCUGGUUUUAGGAGAACUCUCAUUCUUAGCCCAGGGUUUAGGCUUGUUAAAAGGAAGCUUUACUCACUGAUUGGAACAGUCAUUGAAGAGUGCUAGGGGGUGGAAAAAAUCUCUCUUGCUGCCUUAUAAUAGAUUGUGCCACUGCUUGGUUUGAUGUCACUUGUAGCUAGACUGGCCUCAUCAAGAAAUCCCAAAUUUAGCCUGUCUGACAUAUGUGUUCCUUACUCAGCAGAACCUCAAGUGUUUUGCUCCAAAGCAUUAAUCUUGUGGCCAGCCCAAAACAUCCCCAAGGGAGUAGACACCCUCCACUGAUUAAGACCAUAGCCAGUGAAAAAUGGGAUGGAGCAGGAGGUAAUGUGGUGAGCAAUAGUCUUUCAUUUGGGGAGCUGCAUCCACUCUGGCCCAUCCUUUCAGAAGCAGGCAGGCCACUCAGUAAUUAAUUCAUUAGUUACAUCCAACCAGUCAGUCCUGGAGCUGAACUGGUUGACAAUAUGAAUGACGUUUUGCUUAGUUUGCUCUUAAUAAUGGCACUUUAAAGGUUCUUCAUAAUCCUUCCAACUAUAUAACCUUAUUAAACGAAGCUCAGCCAAUACAAAAAUGUCUGAAAGCUCAGAAAACCAUCACUCCUACCUUGCAUUGAAGGGCUCCUAUCCCCACAAGGUGGAAUUUAAGUCUCUGAGCUUAACUUCAAACUGACCCUUGGAAAGAGCUGAUUAGGAAUGUUACAGAGACACUGUCUUUUCUCUUGCCACCUUCAAAGAUAUGGAGGGAACAAGCUUGCAUUAUAACUUCAACAAAUUUUUCACGGUUUUACUCAGCUUUAUUUGUAAGGUAUAGGCUCAACUUUUAAAAGGUUCUAUAUUGCACACUAUCUUUUGAAUGGGGAGAGGUGAUAAAUAAAGCAGAGCAGCAGCAUGAUAAUAAUAGAGCACUGGCCCUGAGUUCAAAUCCUGCCUAUAUUGCUUACCUUAGUCAAGUCACUUUAAGUUCCCUAGCCCUCAGUUUCCUCAUUUGUAAAAUGAGUUUUAGGGUUGGAAGAGACCUUAGAUUCCACCAAGUCUAACAUGAUCAUUUUAAAGAUGAGGAAACUGAGAUCGGAGAGGUUGAGAGGCUCCACCAGGGUCGCAUAACUAAUAAAUGUCUGAGGCAGGACUUCUUCUGACUCCAAAUCCAGUGCUUUAUACCACGUCUCUCCCCUGAAGCAAUGAGGGGACUAGAUACCCUGCAUGGGUACUGUAAGAUCUAUGAUCCUAUGAUCAGCUCUUGUUAGAGCCCAAACAAAAACCCCAGAAAGUCAGGCUGGGCUUCUGCGGCUAUAAUGGUGAUGGAUUUCAGGAAGACGUUGUCUGAUCCAAUCCCUCUCUCAAUGGACCUCUAAUUUAACAAGCCUUUCCCCAAACCAUUAGAUUUAAUCCUUGAUCAUUUUCUGUGGCCCAAAGAAUUAUUUGAUGGGCUUGGCUAUUUAGCUUCUUUUCAACACUUCUUGGGUUUAAUCUUUGAUCACCUUCUCACCUUGGUAGCCACUCUUCAUUGCUCUGAUCUUCCCUGACUCUCUACAGGAAAACACAACAACCAGGAACAACUGUUUCUGAGCACUUUUCUUGCUCCUACAAGCCUCUCAAGUAAUAACUGGAUUACAAAUUGCUUAUUUGCUACUAUUCUAAUUAUCAGGCUCAGCAUAUUCACAUGAAGUCGCCAAUGAUUAUGGAGACUUGGUUUAUCAUAGCAUCAAAAAUGUUAUCAAGAGUUUGGGUAACUCAGGCAAAUACCUCAAUCUUUUUGUUUUUAAAUUUCCCAUGGCCUGAACUCUAGGCUAACUCUGUCCUCUAAUCAGUUUUCCCACUGUUUAGUAUAUGAUAAUGAGAACUUUGAUCUUAGUAUAACAAUUUUCAGUUGUGUUCAAUGUUCAAUGCCUUAGUUUCCUCGUGACAGGUGAUUUUGUAAAUUGAGAUAACAAGAGUUCAUUUAUCCGGAUACUCUUACACAACAAAUUUAGGGCAACUAAGUAAUGAAGUGGAUAGAGUGCUGGGCCUGUAAUCAGGAAUACUUGAGUUCAAAACCAGCCUCAGACAUUUACUUUCCGUGUGACCCUAGGCAAGUCACUUAACCCUGUUUGCCUCACGUUCCUCAUCUGUAAAAUGAGCUGGAGAAGGAAAUGGCAAACUACUCAAUAUUUUUGCCAAGAAAACACCAAAGGGGGUCAAAAACAGUUGGACACUCCUGAAACAAAUGAUACCACCUACCACCAAGCAUACCUGAGGCAGGGGUUCUAGCACAAUAAGCACAGUGUUACUCAAAAAAUUGUUGGGAUCCACUGUCUUGUCCCACAGCUGUCAUAAAUUGUAAUUAGUUCCUUUGGGAUUAUGCCGGAUUCCACCAAAUCGAAUGUGUAUAGUGUUUGGGAAUUAGACCAUUGCAGUGGAACUUGUGGUAGAUAUCUGUUAUUGUUUGUGGCUUAACGAGUACCAUAUCUCUCUAAGUAUGGCUGGCCAAGAAGCCCUGUUAGGACUUCCUCAGCAUGGAUGUGGAAUUUUUAUUCCAUGAACAGCUGCUGGUUUCACUUGUGUCUUUCUGGCUUACAAGAUGGUGACAGCUCAUGGAGGUUCUUAAAUUAAUAUUCCUGUUAAAGGAAAUUCAAGUUUGUCUAUUUUUGACAAUAAAGCAUCAUAUAUUUUUGA
This is a messenger RNA of Dromiciops gliroides (monito del monte), 3475 nucleotides long. It is a transcript of the gene DDIT4L, whose product is annotated as DNA damage inducible transcript 4 like. Lineage: Eukaryota; Metazoa; Chordata; Mammalia; Microbiotheria; Microbiotheriidae. The transcript is spliced from 3 exons. Bases 318 to 893 code for a protein of 191 amino acids. Gene Ontology annotation, cellular component: cytoplasm. The record is from RefSeq and is a predicted model, not a curated record. Gene Ontology annotation, biological process: negative regulation of signal transduction.